Messenger RNA from Plasmodium relictum, 10884 nucleotides. RefSeq names its product conserved Plasmodium protein, unknown function. NCBI's taxonomy places the organism in Eukaryota, Apicomplexa, Aconoidasida, Haemosporida, Plasmodiidae. The record is from RefSeq and is a predicted model, not a curated record. Bases 1 to 10884 code for a protein of 3627 amino acids. The transcript has a single exon.
AUGGAUAAAAAUAUAUAUAAUUUUUUAAAUAUUAACCAGAAAAUUUCUCAGGAAGAACUAAAUUUAAUAAUCAGUAAUAUGAAAAAAGAGAAUAAAAAAGAUAAAUUACAUAAUGUUUUAAAUGAAGUAUAUAACUUUCAAGAAAAUAAAUUAGAAGAAAAACAUUUUUGUACAUUAAAAAAUAAUGAUAAAAUAAAUGAAAAUAUAAGGAUCAUAGAUCAUUUUGAGAAAAAUAAUUUCCCUUUUUGUAAUGGAAACAACAAAAAAAAAAAUCAAGUAUACUCAAUGGAAGAUGCUCUAAGCAGCAUGGACAUACAAAAUUCCUCAAAUUUAUUAAAAUCAAGUAUAAAAAGAAAAGAAAAAAAUAAAAAAGUUGAUAAUUAUGGUAGUAAUAAUAAUAAUAAUAAUAGUGAUAUGCAUGUAAAUGAAAAUUCAGAAAAAAAUAUCAAUUUGAAUUCUUUUAAUUUGAAUAAAUAUACAAAAAAUGAUAUGAAGUUAUUCAUGAUUCAUGAUAAUAUAAUUAAUGAACAAAAAAGGAAUAAUUUUAAAUGUAAGAAUAUGCAAGAUUCUAUCACUAAAAAUAAUAAAAAUUGCAAUAUUGUAAAUUUAGAAGAAAUAGACAAUAAAAUUAAAGUGAACACAAGAAAUGAUCAAAAAUCAAAAAAUAUAAAAGAAACUAGCUAUGAAGAUAAGAACUGUUUUAUUAAUGCAUUUAAUAAUCUUGAAAAUAAUCACGUAUUUGAUUAUUUUGUACAUGAAAAUCUAAAUAAUCUUAAUAAUAUACAUUCUGAUAAUCUAUACAAGUAUGAUAAUGUCAAUGAAAGAAAUCAUAUAUUUGAAAAUAGACCAAAUUAUAUAAAUGAACAUAAUUCAAACUUUAUAAAUGAAGAUAUAAUUCAUAUAAAUAACAAUAAUGAUAACAUGAGUUUACCUAAUAAUACAAAUGGCAACAAUAAUUUAAAAAACUUACGUGAUUCAUUGAAUAUAAAUCCAUCAUUAAACAUUUAUAAAUAUUUUACAAAUAAAAAUAAACAAGUACACAAUGUUAAUGAGAUGUAUACGAAUUUUAACGAUAAAAAUAAAAAUAGAAUAAUUGACGAUAAAGAAACAGAUGAUUUCAAUAGAAUAAUUAAUUAUAAUAAAACAAAUAAUAAUAAUAUAUUAAUUAAUGAAAUUAGAAAUGCUAAUAACUCGAUAGCUAAAGAAAAUGAAGUAAAUAAUUACGAAAGUAGAAUAAAUUACAAUGAAAAUGAUAAUUUUGACAAUAGAGCAAUGGGUAAUUAUAUUACCAAUAAUAACAUAAAUUAUAAAAAUUUAACGAAUUUAAAUAAUUUCAAUAAUAAAAAGAAUGACUACAAUAUUGAUUUUUUAGGAGAUUAUAUAAAUAACAUGAAUAUAAAUAAACUAAAAAUAAAUAGCAUAAAUAAUAAUAAUGUGAAUAUGACUAAUUUAAAUAUGUAUAAUAAUAAUAAUAAUAAUAGCAUAAAUUAUGAUGAACAAAAAAUGCAAGAUAUGAAUAAAAUGCAAGUAGUAAAUAAUUUUAAAAAAGAUGAAAUAAAUGAAUUAAGGAAUAAUUUAAUAAAUAAUAAAAAUACGAAUAUUCAAAAUAUAAUGAAUUAUAGCAAUUGUAAUUUUUUGAAAAAUGAUACAAAAUUAUCUGGGUUUUCAUUGGAUAUUAAUACAUUAAAUAGCGCUGAAUAUAACUUAAAUAAUUCUUUAUAUAAUAAUUUUACAAACAAUAUGAAUAAAUUAGAAACUGAUUUAAGUGAAUAUGAAAAUUAUAAGGAAAAUAUGAAAAUAUAUGGAAGUUUAAGUCAAGAAAACUCAAGUAGUAAAAAUAUAAAACCUAAUUCAUACUUUAAAAUGAAUGCUCUUAAUAAUACAAAUAUAAGAAAUGAUAAAAUAAACGAUACAAUUUUAAAUUUUGAUGAAAAAGCAAAAUGGUUAUUGGAUUUCAAUUUCGAAAAAAAUAAUUUCAGUCCGUCAAAUACAUUUAUGUUUAAUGAAAAAAUGAUGAAUAAAAAUAAUAUGUACAAUUUAAAUAUUAAAGAUGAUUUAUUAAGUAAUAUAAGAAUUGAAAAUAAUAGUGAAAAAGAUAAAGAAAAAAGCAUAAAUUGUGAUGAAUAUAAUAAAUUUGGCAAUGUGCAUUUUGAAGAUUAUAUUGAAAAAGUUAAUAUAGAAAAUAACCAUGUUACCAAUAAAGUAAAUUAUUAUGCUAUUAAUAAUGAAAAAAACAGUAAAGAUUAUUUAUUUAAUGCGUUGAAUGAAAAUAAGGGAUUAAUUUUUACAAAUGGAAUAAAAAGUUUAAAGUAUGAUUGCUCUAAUAAAAAUUAUGAUCUUAAACUUUUGAAAAAUAAUGGAGCUUUAGAAAAAAGUAAAUUCAAUAAAAAAGGAAUUAUGUUUGAUUCAUCUGGUUAUAAUUCUGAUAAUUCAAAAUCUUCUAAUAUGUUUAAUGGAAAAAAAAAAACAAAAUCGAAAAAAGACAUUUUAUUUGAUGUCAAUAAUAAUGAUGAUGCUUUUUUGAAUGAUAUCAAUUUAAAUAAUAAUAAAUUUGAUUAUAAAUUGGGAGUUAUAAUGCAGAGUAUACGAGAUUACAGUAACAAAGUGUUUAACGAUUUAUUUAUGAAUAACGAUCCUUUUAAAAAAAAAAAGAUAAAUGAACUGAAUUUAUAUUUAUCAAAAUUAAGGGUCAAAAAUUGUGAUGAAUUUUUUUUCAAUUUAAAUAAAUUUUACGAAAUUGUUCUUACGUUACCUAAUUCAAAUUACAUAUAUAAGUACAAUUCAUCUAUUUUAUAUAAUAUUUGUGUAGUAACAAAAAACCUUCUGUUAUUACUUCAUUUAGGUGUUUAUAUAUUUCAUAUUAUUAAAACCUGCUUGUUUUGUAUUGUAAAGUUAAUCUUAAUAAAACCUGUUUCAAUUAUAGAUAAGGUAUGGUUUUUUUUAUUAAGUUUAUAUAGAUGUUUGUUUGAAAAAUUAUAUGAAUAUUUUCAAAACGAUUUGAAUAGUGAAAAUUUACUCAACAAUAAAAUAUUUCUAGGAAUAAUUUUAUCGUUUACAAAUGUUUUUAAUGAAACUUUAAUGGAAUAUGCAAAAAUUCGUGUAUUGUCUAGAAAUAAAAAAAAAGAAGAACUUAUUGCCUUUCCAUUAUAUGAAUCACUAAAACCUUUUUUCUUUGUAUGUACAAAUUAUACAGAAGAAGAAAUAAAAUCAGAAGAUGAUAAUUACAUAAAUGAAAAAAGAAAAGAUGAGAACAAUAAUGAAUAUAAUAAAGAACUCAUGGAAGAAAAAGUAAAGAAAACAGAGUUAGAAAAAUGUAUUAAUAAUUUCGAUGAAAAAAUGAAAAUAAAAAAAAAUGAUAAAGAGAGUGAAAAAGAAAAGAGAGAAGAGAUAGAGAAAGAACAGGGAAAACAAGAAAAUAAAAUAUCCUUAAAAGAAAACAAUAAUGAAAAUCAUAUUGAUAAUUUAAUUGAUGUGGGAUUUACAAAUAAUAUAAAGGAUAGUGAUAUAUAUGAUAAAAAUAUAGAAAAUAGUAAUAUUUUUAUUUCUUCUAAAGUAUAUACCAAAAAAAAAAUCGAAGAUGAAUUAUUAGUUUCAAUAAGAAGUAAUGUCUUAUGUUGUGUUCAUACAUUAAUCAAAAUGUUUUCACAUAUUUACAUAAACAACUGGGAUAAAAUUUUAUAUUAUUACAAUGAAAAAAGAAAAAAAAGUAUUCCAAUUUUUAUGUCUAUUACAGUAAGUGAUCGAAAUCAAAAAUUAAGAGCUAAUGCAAUAUUAUGCUUAAAAUAUUUAUUUGAUUGUAAACAGCUGAAAUACUGGUUUUUACUAAAAGAUAAUAAUAGUAAUAAUAAUGACAAUAAUGCAAGUAUUGUUGAUAAUAAUUAUAAUAAUAAUAAUGAUUAUAUAGAUAAUAGCUCUAUGAAUAACAAAAACGAUUCCUUUAAUUUAUUAAAUAAUAGUAAAAUUCUUAAUACUUUACCAGAUGAAGAAAACAAUUUCGCUUUAAAUAAAGAUGAAUUAUCACAAAAUGAAAUUAUAUCAAAUAAUUUAAAUAGUAUAAAUUUUAAUAAAUCGAUUUAUAUAGAUAAACAUGGAGAAUCAAAUAAUAUUACGUCUAAUCAGUAUAAUUCUAUUUCAAAUAGCACAAAUAAUUUUAAUAAUAAUAACAUUAAUAAUUUCAGUAACAAAAAUUCUUCGAAUAUAAAUAAUUUUGAUAAUGAAAAUAAAGCAUUAACAGAAUCAGAAAAAAAUAAAAAUAAUCUAUAUGAUGCACAUAUUAAAGAAGAAAUUAGUGAUAAAAUGAAUCCUUCUAAUAUGAAAAUGAUAAUGACUAAACAAAAUGUUGUAAAAAUAUUAUAUGCAUUAAUAAAACUUAUAAUUAAGACAUAUACUUUAGAUAAUAAAAAUAAUUUUUAUACAGCUGCAGAUAGAUUAAAUAUUUAUCGUUUCUUUUUACGAGUUUCUCAAUCAAUAUCGAUGACUAGAUUUAAAAUUUUUCUAUUUCCAAUUUUAAAAAUAUUUUUUUUCUAUUUGUUAAAAUAUCUUAUUUAUUUCAACCAUGGUGACACUUUUCAUUUUUGUGUUGAAAGAUUACUUCAAAAUAAUAAUAAUUUAUAUAAUAAAGUAGAAAGAAGUAAUUCUAAUGAUUUUUUCUCGAAUAACGAAGAAAAUAGUGACAAAGCAAAAAAUGAUAAUAAUAUGAAUGGUGUGAAUCCUUUAUAUGAUCUUAAUUGUAAUAAUAAUUAUAUAAACUCCAACAAGAAUAAGCAUAUAAAUUGCGAACAAAUUAAUGAUGACUAUUUUUUUCAGAACUACUUGGAUGAAGAUGAUCGCAUAUUUAGCUCAUUAAACAAUUAUAUAAAUAGUUUUAAGGAAAAUGAUGAAUAUGAUGACAGUGAAGAUGAUAUGAGGGAAAACAUAACAGAAAAAGAUAAUGAUAAGGCAAAAGAAAUACAAGAAGAAAAUGAAGAAAGAAAUAUUUAUGGUGAUAAUGAAAUGAAUGAAGAAAAUGAAGUACAAGAGGAAGAAGAAGAUGAAGAAAAACAGGGAAAUGGAAAGAAAAAUGAAAAAAUAAAAAAAAUAAAUAAAAAUGAAAAGAAAAAAAAAAAAGGUAAAAAAGAAUGUGACGAUAAUAAUAAAGAAAAUACAAAUGUUAAAAUUAAUAAUGAUGAAAAUAAAGAUGUGGAAAAUAAAAAAAGUAGUACAGUAAAAAAUGUAUGUUCGUGUAAAAUUGAAUUAGGUAAUAUAGCAAAAAAUAAAAGAAAAAUUAACAAAAAAAAGGGUUCUAAUGAUAUUGCUUCUAUGUAUAAAAAUAUAGAUAAAAUAAAUAAAAAGUUAAUGUCUAAAGAAGAUUAUAAAUUAUUAAUAAAUAUACUAUAUAGUAAUGAAUAUUCUAAAAAUUCUAAAUAUAUAUGUACAAUCACUGUUAUAAUUAAUAUAUUUUCUGUUCUUUUAUGUGAAUAUAAUGAAGAUAUGUUUCAAUUUCUUUGUAGUAAUAUAUAUGGAGAAAUUAUCAAUAAUAAAUUAAAUAAUCAUAAUAUUUAUUGUGGCAAUUUGUCUCAAAAUUAUCUCUAUAAUAUAUCAUUUUCUCAGUUAAUAUAUUUUAUGUUAAUUUUUUUAUACAAAAUAUUUUAUCAGCAUACUUUGAAUAAAAAUGAUGUUUUAGCAAAAAAUUUAAAUACAGCUAAUAUAAACGAUAAUUUUUUUUUACAUAAGAAUGAAAACAUAAAUAAUGUGUCCAAUACUACUAAUAUUGAUAAAGUGUAUUCAUUUGAUGCAGAUAGUAAAUAUGGUUUUGAAACUUUUAAUAAAGACAAAGAAAAUAAUUAUAAAUAUGAAAAAAGACAAACGAUGAGUUCUUAUAAUGAUUUAUAUGACAAUUACAUCAUUUCUUAUAUGCAAAAGGAAAAUAAUGAUCAUAAUAAUAUAAAUGUUGUUGAUAAAAAUAAUUUAGUACCUUAUGAUAUUCAGAUAUUUAAAAAUAUAUUUUUAGUUUUUCAGAAAACUUUAAAAUAUUAUUUAUUUUGUUAUAUGCAUUGUUGGAAAGACGUAAAAAACUUAUUGGAAUAUUUUUUACAAUCAGAAAAUAUAAAUAUUAAAGUUAUUUCAAUAAAAAUAGUAAUUGAUAUAUUUGUUUUUAUUAAUUCUUAUUAUGAUAAUAAUUCUAAUGAAUAUGAAUUACCGAUUUAUAAACAAAAAGAUGAGUUUAAAAAUAACCAAAUUUUUAAUAAUUAUAAUAACAAUAUACAACAACAACAAUUAAAUGAAAAUUCCAAAUAUUCUAAAGAUUGCAUAAAUACUAAAGUAAAUGCUUACUUAAAUACAAAGGAUUAUAUACCUAAUAAUGAAAAUGAGAAUAAUAUAAAUAUUUACAAUAAACUUAAUUCAGAUACCUUGAAUAAUUUAUGUAAAAAUAAAUAUAAUUCCAUACAUAAUGAUUUUAUCAAUACAAAAAUAGAAAAUUAUAUAGAUGUUGAUAUUAAGAAUAUAAAUAAUUUACAUGUAAUAAAUAAUUUGAAUAACUUUAAUUAUACAAAAGACUCAAAUACUAUUGAUAAUGCAAGGUAUGUCUAUGAUGAUAAUAAUAAUAAUAAAGAUAAUAGUAAUAAUAAUAAAGAUAAUAGUAAUAAUAAUAAAGAUAAUAAUGAUAAUAAUAAAGAUAAUAAUAACAAUAAUAAUAAUAAUAGUAAAGAUAGUAAUAAUAGUAAUAAUAAUAAUAUUAAUAAUGUGCAUGAUGAUAACUAUAGUAACAAUAUUAAUAAUGUUAAGAUUAAUAAUCACAAUUGUAAUGGAAAUAGCUUUAAUAAUAAUGAUGAUACUACUACUAAUAAUAAUUAUAUAAGUCACAGAAGUGUUCCUGAUUCAAUUAAUUCCAAUAGCAAUAUAAACACUAUAUCAGAAAUAUUCACUGAUCAAAAAAAAUUAAACAUUACAAAACAUAAUUUAGAAAAAAGUAUUGAUGUAAAUAAUGUUACAAAUAAAAAGGAAGUAUAUUACACUAAAUUAGAUGAAUUAGAUCAAAAUAGCAAAAAAGCGAAAUUUAUAAAAAUUGUAGAAAAUGAUAUGAUUUAUUUAUUUCGUAAAUAUAUAUUAAUACAUAUUCAUAAUAUAAAUAAGAUUCAUGAUGAUGUAAUUAAUAAAAGAAGUAAAGUGAAACAUAUAUUUUUAAAUACCAUUAUUUGCAUUUCUCAGUUAAGUUAUGAAGGCUUUAAAAUUUUAAAAAUUGAAGAUAUCCAAAAACUAACUAAUUUAGUUUCUUCAUGUGUUCAUAGUAUUAAAUGCAAUAUUAUAACAGCAUUAAGUAAAUAUAUUAUUAAAUAUAUUUUUGCUUUUAACAAGAAGUUUAUUCAAAAUUAUGAAAAAAAAAUUAAUUUAUUGCACAUGAAUUCUACCAACGUUUAUUUUAAUAAUAUUCUCACAACAACAAAUAAUUUUAAUAUUAAAAAAAAUAUAAAUGUUGAUGCUCUAUAUAUUGCAGAAAAUAUAUUGAAUAAUAAAAAUUUUAAAUCACAUAGUAAUGAAAUAUUUGAACCAAAUGCUAAGGAAAGUGUGAAUUAUACUACUAAUUCCUGCUCAUUAAAUAGUAGUGUUAAUAAACAAAUGAAUAUAACUGAUAAUAAUAUGAAUAAUAAAACGUACACGAAUCUAAGUGAAAGUAAUUCACUUCUACAAAAAAAUGAAUAUAAUAAUACACAGUAUUUUAUGAAUACAGAUAACUCUUUAAUAUGUGAUAAAAUACAUUCAUAUGAUAACAAAAAUAAUUUUUUUGACGAACAUGUAAUGAGUCGUACACAGUCAACAAUAUACAACUCAGAAAUUAAUAAUGAUUACAGUACCGCAAAAAUGAAUUUUGAUUCAUCGAAAACAGAAGCAUGUACGAGAGAUGUAAUAGCAUUAGAAAAUGUAGUCAACGUAAUUCCUGAUGAAUAUAAUUCUGAUAAAAGUCAUAAUCUGAGUGACAGUUCUUUUGCAAAAAAGGGAAAAACUCAAGGCAAAGAAAGAAUUAUGAUUUCUGAUCAUAAUGUUAAUACUUAUUCAAAUGCAAAUAAUCAAAAAAAUGAUUAUUCUUUUAAUAAUGAAUCUAUGAACCAUAAAUGGGAUGGAUAUAUUGAUAACUAUAGCUUAAAUGAAUAUAAUAAUGAAUUAUUCAAUAUGCAUUACGGAAAAUUUAUAACACAAGAAAAAAAUAAUUGUUUUGAUUCUAAUAAUUUAAAGAAAAUGGAAAGUAAUAUAAACAAUGAUAAAGAGAAAAUGAAUAAUGAAGAACAACUAAGUAAAAUAAAAAAUAAAAAAGAAGAAAUAAAAAUAGAAGAAAGAAUAGAAGAUAAAUGUAUAAUAGAAGUAAGUAAUUUUGAUAUUAAUAACGAUGAAAAUAAUACGAAUAACUCAACACAUAAUUUUCUUGAUGUUCAUAAAUUAAGUCAACCUGUUCAAUCAUUAAUUAAUUCUAAAGGAAAAGAUAAAUAUGAUUUUGUUAAUUCUUACAUGGAUUCAGAAAUAGAUAAGUAUUAUUUAAAUGAUCUAUUUCCCAUUGAAAAAUCUGAAAACAAAAAAUGGAAAGAUAUAUAUAUGUUAGAAAAAAAGAGAAAUGAAAAAAAAUUAUUUGAAUUAUAUUAUACAUAUAUUUAUAUUAUUAUUCACAUAAUUAAGUUUUAUAAUGAUUCCUUUGUUGAUUUGAAGUAUUAUACAUACAAUUGUAUAUGUGAAAUUGCAAGUUCCUAUAUUCCAUUUUAUUUCACACAGAAAAAUAUUAAAACAUUUUCGUACUAUAGUAAUUAUAGUAGUGAAGAAAAUAAAGAUAUUAACAAGUUUAUUGAUUUUAUAAAUAAUAUCAACUUAUCUACUGAUAUAAAUAGCUUAAACUUAUAUAACUUAAAUAAAUUGAAUAAUAAUAUUAAUGAAAAAUGCACUAAUAAAGAUAGUGAUUAUGAUAACAUAAAUAAUGAAAAUAAUCUCAUUGGUAAAUCAUUUCAAAAUUCAAAUAACAAAAACAAAAUAGUGUGUGAUAAAAAAAAAAAUAUUAACAAUAAUAUAAAAAUAUCAGAAAAUCACGAAAAAUCACUAACUAAUAUAAUUACAUGCUAUAAUAAUAUGAAUGAAGUAUUUUUAAAUAAUAUAUAUUUAAUUUCAUACAUUGAAUAUAUAUAUAUAUUAUUAUUAAUCAUAAGAGAAAACAAAAACGUAGAAAAAGACAGAGCAGUUUGUUGUAUAAUUAGAUAUGUAGGUUUCAUUUGUAAAAAUAUGAACUUUUUUUUAUUUAAUUCCAUUAAUUUAUUGCCUUCUACGUUUCUUAUUAAAUAUUUUAUAUAUUUAAAUAAUUUAAUUGAAAAAAGAUCAUUCGACUUCUUUAAUUCUGAUGAAUCAGAUAAAGAAAUGAAUAAAAAAGAAGAAACAGAAAAAGAUCAAUUAUUAAAUGAAAAAGAUGAAAAUUCAAUUAUGAAGCAGCAUAUGCAAGCAAAAUUUGAUAUUAAGGAAGGAAAGUCAUGCAAUAAUUAUAUUCAUGAAAUUGAUAUUUUAAAUAAGAAAAAAUUAAAGGAUUUAAAAAACAAUAAUGAAAAAAGUAAUUUCAUAGAAAAAAAUAAUCAUGCUAGUGAUGAAAAAAAACAAUAUCCGAAAUUAUAUCACUUAUUUUUGAAUGUAUAUAUAAAAUAUGAAUAUGAAUUUGAUGACUGUUUUUUUUCAUUUAACAAAAAUAUGCAAAAAAAAAAAAAUAUAAUGGAAGAUGCAGAAAAUUACAAUAAAAUAAAAAAGACAAUGAUCAACGAAAGUAUAAAUGAAUAUGAUAUAAUAAAUAACGAAAAUUUAGAACAUUUGAAAUGUGAUACCACCUUACAUCAUUUUAAUGAAAACAUAUUUGAAUCAUAUUCCGAUAAAAAAGAAAAAAAUAUAUGUUCAAAUCCAAUCAUAAUAGAAAUAAGUGAUAUAUUCAACUCAAAUUUAAGUAAAAAUAAUCUUAUAAAUAAUCCCAAUAAUGUUGACGCUAAAAUUAUUUUAUAUUUAUUAUCAAUAGUUAAAGAUCAUAUAAAAAAUAAAAUUACGUGGAAUGUAUUAUAUGCUUUUAAAUUAAUUUAUAAUAAUUUUUCUUUUUUCCUUGCUCAGAAUUUUUCUGAAUUGCAUUAUAAGAUUUUAGAUAAUUUGAUAAAUACAUUAAGAUUCACUAAUGUUUAUAAAAUUAAAAUACUAUCAUCAUUGGCUUUAAUUCACAUUCCUUUAUAUUAUAAUAUUAGUAAACAAAAAUUGAAAGAACUGUGGGAAACUUUAAUAUCGAAUAUUUCCUUUUUUGAUGUAAUUUUUGUUGAUGAUAAAUCCAAAUCAAAUCAAUUCGUUUAUUAUUAUGACAAGGCGUUAAAUUAUAUAACUAUUAGUAAAAAAACAGAAUAUAAAUAUAAAUGCACAUUAAGGGUUAAUAUUUGUGAAUUACUAUAUAUAUGUAUAUAUAGAUCAUAUAUUCAUGCGAAUAUAAACACAUAUAUUGAAAUUGAUAAUAAAAAAAUAAAUUGUUAUGAAGUUUUUAAAAAACACACACAUAUCUUUAAUAUUAAUAACGAUAUACACAUAUACAAUUUAAAUCAUAUAUAUAAUAAUCAUGUUAUGUAUUAUUCAUUUUACAAUCAAAAUAAUUCUACUCAAACUCACACAGAAGAAAAAUAUAUAGAUAAAGAUGAUAAUACAAAUUGUUAUAUUUUAGAAAAAAAGGAAGAAAAAUCCCAUGAUGAUGAUAUUUUUGAACUUAAGUUAUUUUUAAAUGAUCAUUUUGAUAAAUAUCAAUCUGUUUAUAAGAAUUUAUUAGGAACAAGUAAAAACCCAAUUUUUUUAGUACUCUUUUUAAAGCUUCAUUAUGAAAUAAAAUUGUCAUUAAAAAAAUAUAUAGAAAGAAAAAAGAAGUAA